Staurois parvus is the source of this 379-nucleotide messenger RNA. Lineage: Eukaryota; Metazoa; Chordata; Amphibia; Anura; Ranidae. The record is from the annotation of a GenBank genome assembly.
GCUCAGGGAGCACACAACGUGGCGAUCGCCGGUGCGCUGUGUCCCUCGGACACAGCAGAUCACAGAAAGAGCCGAAGAUGUCGGCUCCGUCAUGUGAUAAGCUGUGUCCAAUCACAGCUGAUCACAUGGCACUGAUGAUCAGUGUGCCCUGAUGAUCAGUGUGGCCCCAGAAGUGCCACCUGUCAGUGCUCAUGAGUGCCACGUGCCAGUGCCCAUCAGUGCCACGUGCCAGUGCCCAUCAGUGCCACAUCAAUGCCACAUAUCAGUGCACAUCAAUGCCAUAUAUCAGUGCCCAUCUGAGCUGCCUUUCAAUCUCACCCAUCAGUGCCAGUCACUGCCACCUAUCAAUGCCAGUCGGUGCCACCUAUCAGUGCCACAU